GAUCGUUCCUAGAGGACUGUUCGCUCUACCAGAUGCGGAACGAUGAUCACAGUAAGCUAAUUGUGCACCCAACAACAAAAACCCGACAGAUUCGAUCUCGAGCACGAUGUUGCGAUCGGUGGACAAAUGCCCCGGGCUGUACUGCGGGCGCACGGUUCUGGAAAACAGUUCGCUCAGCGAAUGUGGUGCCUGCUUGCGCGGCUACCGCGUGAACGCACAGUACGUGUGUUCGCCGUGCGAAAAAGAUCUGACCUCGCACGAUUGGCUGUAUCUAGGGUUUAUGACGAUUCUCCCACUGAUCAUACACUGGUUCUGUAUCGAUCUGAAUGCUCACCUGCGCAAAUUCACCAAGGGAGAGUUGAUCCUGCACGCCAGCGCCUGUGUGGAGGUGCUUCUUUCGGCCUUCCUCACCAUCCUCUUCACCGAUCCGAUCUGGCAGCUGCGCAUCAACUCGUGCGGUGUGCAGAAAGUGUCCGACUGGUACACGCUGUUCCACAACCCAACGCCCAACUAUGAGACGACGCUGUACUGCACGCAGGAAGCGGUCUACCCGCUGCAGACGAUGAUAUUCGUGUUCUACCUGUUCUGCGUCACGUUCAUGAUGAUCAUUCGGCCCGGGUUGAACGUGAAGUUUCUGCCCUACCGUGGCAAGCUGGCCGUCUACUAUGCGCUCUACAUUUUCCCCAUCCUAGCGUUGCUUCACGCCGUCGCCGGUGGUGUUAUCUACUACACCUUUCCCUACCUGAGCAUCCUCAUUUCGGUGGUGUCGAAUGCAUUGCACUUUUCGAUCAAGCUCGAUCAGACGAUGAAAUCGCUGCUGGAAACGUCGAUAACCCAGCUGAGAAAUGCAACGAUUAUACUUGGCCAUUGGGUGCUGUUGGCGUAUGGCAUUGUAUCGAUACCGUACGACAUUUCCUACUUCGCACUGCUGCUAGUACCUGCACCGGCCCUGUUUUACAUUUUCACCGCCAAAUACACGGAUCCUGAUAAUUUUAAGUAGGCAGUAGGAGUACACGUGAUCGGUUGAAUAUUUGCACCCCGUUCCAUAAAACUGUUGUGAUCUAAGAGCGAGACUUGGAAAUAGAAUCUUCUUCUUGUGCAGUAAUUGGAAUCGAA
Molecule: messenger RNA, 1116 nt
Organism: Anopheles merus
Lineage: Eukaryota; Metazoa; Arthropoda; Insecta; Diptera; Culicidae
Product: JNK1/MAPK8-associated membrane protein
Exons: 4
Coding region: 107-1000 (297 amino acids)
Biological process (GO): response to unfolded protein
Cellular component (GO): membrane
Molecular function (GO): ubiquitin protein ligase binding
Source: RefSeq, a predicted model, not a curated record